Molecule: messenger RNA, 1077 nt
Organism: Penicillium cosmopolitanum
Lineage: Eukaryota; Fungi; Ascomycota; Eurotiomycetes; Eurotiales; Aspergillaceae
Product: 3-deoxy-7-phosphoheptulonate synthase
Exons: 4
Coding region: 1-1077 (358 amino acids)
Biological process (GO): aromatic amino acid biosynthetic process
Cellular component (GO): cytoplasm
Molecular function (GO): 3-deoxy-7-phosphoheptulonate synthase activity
Source: RefSeq, a predicted model, not a curated record
AUGCCUCUCGUCAACACCACCGAAGUGAACGAGGACACUCGCGUCCUCGGUUACGACCCUCUUCUGCAGCCUCAGUUCCUCCAAACCGAGAUCCCCGCCCCCGACCGCGCCAUCAAAGCCGUCCGCCAAGGCCGCAAUGAAGCCGUCGAAAUCAUCGAGCAACGCGACGACCGCCUCCUCGUCGUCGUCGGCCCCUGCUCAAUCCACGACCCGGACACAGCCCUCGAAUACGCCCGCCGCCUAAAGGAACUCUCGAACAAACUCUCCAAGGACCUCUGCAUCAUCAUGCGCGCCUACCUCGAGAAACCCCGCACAACAGUCGGCUGGAAGGGCCUCAUCAACGACCCCGACAUCGACGAGUCCUACAACAUCAACAAGGGUCUCCGCGUCUCGCGCAAACUCUACGUCGACCUGACUAGCACGGGACUCCCCAUCGCUUCCGAAAUGCUCGACACCAUUUCCCCCCAGUACAUGGCGGACUUGAUCAGUCUCGGCGCCAUCGGCGCCCGAACAACCGAGUCCCAACUCCACCGCGAACUCGCAUCGGGCUUGUCCUUCCCAAUCGGCUUCAAGAACGGUACGGAUGGAAAUCUCACCGUUGCUAUUGAUGCUAUUGGUGCCGCGGCGCACCCGCAUCGCUUCCUCGGUGUCACUAAGCAGGGACUGGCUGCUAUUACCAAGACCGCUGGUAAUGAGCAUGGAUUCGUCAUCCUGCGCGGUGGUAACAAGGGUACGAACUAUGAUCGGGAUAAUAUUCGUAUUGCCCGUGAGGCUCUUCGGGCUAAGAAGCAGCGUGAGGUGUUGAUGGUUGAUUGCUCGCAUGGUAAUUCGAAGAAGAAUCACCUUAAUCAACCGCUUGUUGCGAAGGAGGUUUCUGAUCAGUUGCGUGAGGGUGAGACUGGUAUCAUUGGUGUUAUGAUUGAGUCGAAUAUCUAUGAGGCCAUUUGCUCAAGGGGGGUUUCGAUCACUGAUGCUUGUAUUAACUGGGAGAUGACUGUUGAUACGCUGAAUGAUUUGGCUGAUGGUGUUCGUGCUCGUUGGGAGAUUCUCAAGUCUAAAUCGAAUGGGGCUCACUAA